AUGGGUGCUACGUGGUCUCAGUUUUUCCCACCUCAGCCAACCUUGACAGAGGCCAAUCUUCCCAGUCAAAAGGGUAAGGUCUUCAUAGUCACCGGCGGGUACUCUGGCGUUGGCUAUGAACUCGUCACGAUGCUUUACCAAGCCGGAGGCAAAGUAUACCUUGCAGGCCGCUCGGAAGAAAAAGCAAAUGCUGCGAUAGCUGAAAUCAAGGCUUUACCGACCAAAGAUGCAUCGGAAGUCGGCGAAAUUGUUUUUCUACAUCUUUUGCUAGACGACUUGACUACAAUCAAGCCUGCCGUGGAAAAGUUCACCUCAGCCGAAACAAGACUAGAUGUCUUGUUCAACAAUGCAGGUGUUUCUAACCCGCCCAAGGGUUCUAUUUCUGUACAGGGCCAUGAGCUGCAACUGGCGACCAACGUUCUUGGACCGCAUUUGCUCACCCAGUUGCUGCUGCCAACCCUGCGAAACACAUCUAAAUCGCUUCCUCCAGGCAACGUACGUGUUAUUUUUACCAGCUCCAUUGCCGACCAAUUACAGGCACCCAAACAUGGAAUCGAGCUAUCAGAACUCGAAAAGCCCAACCCUGACCCUCAACACAACUACACUAUCUCCAAAUUGGGUAAUUGGUAUUUGGCUGAUGCGCUCGCUAAGCAAGCAGGCAGCGAUGGAAUAUUGACUGUGACUCAAAAUCCGGGCAAUCUGAAGAGUAAUCUAACCCGCCAUCUUCCAUCCUAUGUGUCGAUACUUGCUAGUCCAUUGCUGUACCACGCCAGGAACGGUGCCUACACCGAGCUUUGGGCGGGAUUGUCACCUGAGCUGAAGAUUGAAGAUAAUGGCAAAUAUGUUGUGCCCUGGGGUCGUGUUCACCCAAAUCCAAGACAGGAUCUCUUGUCUACCAUGAAGAGCAAGGAAGACGGUGGCAACGGAGUCGCUGCAGCCUUUGUCGAAUUUGCAGACAAAUCAAUUGCCGAAUUCAAGUAG
This is a messenger RNA of Talaromyces amestolkiae, 981 nucleotides long. RefSeq lists its product as uncharacterized. The coding region runs from base 1 to 981 and encodes 326 amino acids. NCBI's taxonomy places the organism in Eukaryota, Fungi, Ascomycota, Eurotiomycetes, Eurotiales, Trichocomaceae. The transcript has a single exon. The record is from RefSeq and is a predicted model, not a curated record.